AUGGAGGCUUAUAUUACCUUGCCUAAAGGAACAUACUUGGUUGAUAUCAGAUACGCACCAAAGGAAAAUUGUGGAACUGCCGCCAUAGGGUACCCAAAGACUCAGCUGCACAACCAGAAUGACAUGCUCGAACGGCGAGUCAACACUGCUAUCUGGCCAAACUCUCAAAACCGACACCAACUCAUAGGCCAAGUUCCAACCGUAACCUGCUUAGAUCUCGUUCCAGAAAUGUGCGGUUGCACGUGCAGCGAUGGCGCCAUGUUCAGCCACGAGCGACCUUCACAUUUGGGACCAUCCCCUAUCCCGCCACCACCACCAUCUGUUUUCGAACCACCCCACCAGCUCACGAAAAAGCCAUGCACUGAACAAACACUCCAGUCUUGGAAGCCAGUCGUAGUCAAUCGUAAGCCGUACACAGGCACAGAUCCAGGCUUAGUAAAUGUAUCAUUUGAGGCGCCGGAAGACGGUGUGCUUGUGAUAUCGGAUUCACAUGGCCGCUGCGAGCACUUUGAAGUAUACAUUGACGAUCAGCUGAUAGGAGAGACAUCUGGAACUGGUCCUCUUGACUUCUCUCAAUGCGGACUUCCAGAUGAAUGUAUGGAGAAAAAUGGGGGCCAACAUGGAUACUUUGCCCUUCCUAGGAGUAAUUACAAGCUUGGGCUCAAGUGGACCAAGGUUACACCUGAAUGCGAUAGAUCUUCGAGUGGAGAAGGCCACUAUAAAUUUCACCGUAGAUGCUAG
Messenger RNA from Bipolaris victoriae FI3, 741 nucleotides. RefSeq lists its product as hypothetical. The transcript is spliced from 4 exons. Bases 1 to 741 code for a protein of 246 amino acids. NCBI's taxonomy places the organism in Eukaryota, Fungi, Ascomycota, Dothideomycetes, Pleosporales, Pleosporaceae. The record is from RefSeq and is a predicted model, not a curated record.